Messenger RNA from Aspergillus calidoustus, 711 nucleotides. Lineage: Eukaryota; Fungi; Ascomycota; Eurotiomycetes; Eurotiales; Aspergillaceae. The record is from the annotation of a GenBank genome assembly.
AUGCACGCGAUUUCUGGUCUUCUCUGCGCAGCCGCUCUGUUCUCCAGUGCCCUCGCGUCGCCUCUGGUGAGGAGAGUCCCGACAGGCCAGGUCAUCACACACUGCACAGUCCCAAACACCAUCGCCCUAACAUUCGACGAUGGCCCGUCCCAGUACACGCCGCAACUCCUCGACACAUUAAGCAGAUACGGCGCCCGCGCGACAUUCUUCGUGCUCGGCGACGCCGCAGCAAACAACCCGGCUGUUCUACAGCGCAUGAGGAAUGAGGGACACCAGAUCGCCUCGCAUACAUACACCCACGCCUCCCUCCCCUCGCUCGGCCACGACGGCAUCGUCUCCGAAAUGACCUCGCUCGACGCCGUGAUCCGUCCCACCCUCGGCGUAACACCCUCGUACAUGCGCCCUCCCUAUCUCGAGGUCAACGACCUCGUGCUGCAGGUGAUGCGCGACUACGACUACCGGGUUAUCUCGGCGAGCGUCGACACCAAGGACUACGAGAACCAGGAUGCCAAUGCGAUUGUCAACACGAGCUUCCAGCUCUUUCUCAACCAGCUUAAUGCCGGGGGGAGUAUUGUGCUCGCGCAUGAUAUUCAUUAUUGGACGGUUGCGAGUCUGGCGGAGCGCAUGUUGGAGGAGGUUCGCGCAAGGGGGUUGAGGGCUACGACUGUUGGUGAUUGUCUGGGUGAGGCGGAAAGUGCAUGGUACCGUUGA